GAGAGAGGGGUGGAUAGACUGCAUUUUCUUGGACUUCAAGAAGGUCUUCGACAGCUCUUCACAAGAGGUUAAUGCAAAAGUUAGAGGAUCAUGCACACAACAGGAAAGGCACUGCAAUGGAUCAGAGAAUACCUGACAGAGAAGCAACAACGAGUCAUGGUACUUGACGAGGUGUCAGAGUGGGCGCCUGUGACAAGCGGGGUCCCACAGGGGUUAGUCCUAGGACCAGCGUUGUUUUUGUUAUAUGUAAAUGACAUGAUGGAAGGGAUAAACUUAGAAGUGUCCUUGUUUGCAGAUGAUGUGAAGUUAAUGAGGAGAAUUAAAUCGGUCGAGGAUCAGGCAGGACUGCAAAGAGACCUGGACAGGCUACAAGCCUGGCCCAGCAACUGGCUCCUUGAAUUUAACCCCGCCAAAUGCAAAGUCAUGAAGAUCGGGGGAGGGCAAAGAAAACCGCGGACAGAGUAUAGUCUAGGUGGCCAAAGACUGCAAACCUCGCUCAAGGAAAAAGAUCUUGGGGUGAGUAUAAUACCAAGCACGUCUUCUGAGGCGCACAACCAGAUAACUGCUGCAGCAUAUGGGUGCCUGGCAAACCUGACUAAGGAAUCGUUCAAGACUCUGUACACCGUGUACGUCGGGCCCAUAUUGGAGUAUGCCAUACCAGUUCGGAAUCCACAUCUGGUCAAGCACGUCAAGAAAUUAGAGAAAGUACAAAGGUUUGCAACAAGACUAGUUCCAGAGCUAAGUGAUUGUCCUGCAAGGAAAGGUUAAGGGAAAUCGGCCUGACGACUCUGGAGGACAGGAGGGUCAGGGGAGACAUGAUAACGACAUAUGAAAUACUGCAAAGAAUUGACAAGGUGGACAAAGACAGGAUGUUCCAGAGAUGGGACACAGAAACAAGGUGUCACAAUUGGAAGUUGAAGACUUAGAAGAGUCGAAGGGACUUUAGGAAGUAUUUCUUCAGAGUUGUCGGGUAGUCUAAUAGCCUAGAAAGUGACGUAGUGGAGGCAGGAACCAUACAGGCGGGGCCAGGAGCUGUAAAUCGACCCCUGCAAGCACAUCUAGGGUCUGUGCUACAGAACGUAGAGAACGUCUUCAAGAUCGUAGUGGCACCGAGAACAUCAAUACAUCGGGAUCAAGGCCAUCAAGAACGUACCUUAGGAUUUAUGACUCGGAGUAUCAUCUAAGGAUACCACGUUGAUGAUGUCGAAUCAGCUUGAUAUAGACGCUGGGUGGGAUUUAGCUGUGGUGAAGGAAUACCUCCAGGGAGCCUCGAGUGCGUCCCCGUCUCCCAGGAUCGACCUCAAACAGUUCACAGAAGCCAGUAAUAAGUUCUUCGUGGAGUUCCCCGUCAGCACAGGCAGAGUCAAGUCCCAUCUCAAGAAUGGCAAGGAGGCUCAGAAGCUGGUGCAACACAUCAACAGUGCCCGCCCAGUUCUGCAUCACCGCUGCCUUCCCCUCUUUGCUGCCUUCCUGGAACACAAGAAGAAACAUGGAACGACUCCUGAGAAAUCAGUGUAUGAGGGUAUGGGUUUGGUAGAACUGGUGGAUCGUCUGCUACGUAAGAGACCCGUCACUUUCUUCGGUCGAGAUGACCAAUACCUCCUACGUAACAAGUCUCGAGGUAAAGGAGGCUUUGAGAAGAUUGGCUCAGACCAGGAAAUACUUCCACUGUGUCUAAGGGAUUAUCUCAGCUAUGACGAAAUGAAACUCUCUGCUUUGCUGUCUGUGUCGUCUCAAUCAUUCUUUGUCAAUAAUGGAAGCCGUACGAAUAAGGGGAUUCCAGGAAAUCCUGGUAGUUUCCAGGAAGAAGGUGUUAUUGUUGGAAUAGUUGGUGCCAGGUUAAAGAAGAAAGGUUACAUGGAGUGGCAAGACUGUAUAGUAAGCGAGGACCAGAAUACUGUGCAACAUGGUUACGGGAGUGUGGAAGGAGCACCUCGGCUACAGCACCUAUGGUCACAUAUGUGGAAAGUAACCCUGCCCGAAUGGAAGACUGUUUCAGGACAGGAUGAAAAUAUCUUAAAAUUUAGCAAGCAGAACUACCUCAACAUCCCUGUGUACAAGGCGCGCAUGCAGCUUGCUGCGGAGACUCUCUUGGCUGAGGCCAAGUCUCAAGCCAUGUCAGCAGGUCUAAAGGCUUACAUCCACGUUGUUGGUCUUGGUUUGGGUGUAUGGCGUGCAUGUCACCAGCAAGACGACAUAUUUGUUGACGCUUGGGGAGCAGCUCUCCAUUGUUUUGACACCUCACACAUUGCGCAUGUCGAUUUCAGCUGGAUUGAUGUUAACUCAUGUCGUGGUGUAUGCGACGGAGAGCUUUUUCCAGGAACUAACGUCAUGUUACACUUCUCUAAACGAUCGCUGCAUGACCCUGUGCCCCCGGGGACCUUGCUGGUCACCAGCUAUGCUUGGGACGGCAACUCACUUCCUGGAAAUGAAUUCUGGAUUGGGAAACUAGCUAGUACUGGCGAUGGUGCAGCAGCCUGCUCCACAGGCGUAACUGAGUUACACAACACGCACAUCAACGCCAAUGUUUGUGGGAACAACUUGCAUGUUGCUGGACCCUGGGGAGUGAUGCACGUUGGCGAGUAUUGCAGCCGUGCCCUCAGCCGCAUGCACUAACUCUGCAUCAAACCAGCUGGCUCUGAUGCGAUUCAUCUAACUAGGUAUAUUUUUAGCUGGAUUAAUCUUAUUCGAGCCAUUGUCCCAGUGUUUAAUGCACUGGCCAAGGAUUCAACUCUUACCUGUUCCAUGAUCUAUGUUCUACCAUAUCUCUGCAAGAGGAAUAGGUGAUGCAAAGCCAAGAAGGAGAUCCAAAAUGUAAUUCCACAUUUUCCAGCAUAAAAGACGCACAACAGAAGUAUCAUAAUGGUAAAUCAAUAAUCACACUCAAGGGCUAAUUAUCCUCUUACUUUACACUAAAGCAUAACAAAGCCUACCCUUAACCCUAACCUUGACCAUUUAAGGUGAAGGUUGAUUUUCCAAGACUGUGGGCAAACAGAUGCGCCUUAUAUGCUAGAAAAUAUGGUACUUAGCUGCUACUGCUGCUCAGGCUACAAGUUGGUGCCUGGAUAAUAAAAUAUUUCACCAGAUGAUUUAGUUUUUGUG
Messenger RNA from Cherax quadricarinatus, 3102 nucleotides. The record is from RefSeq and is a predicted model, not a curated record. Lineage: Eukaryota; Metazoa; Arthropoda; Malacostraca; Decapoda; Parastacidae.